AUGACGUACCCCAGUGCUUCUCUAGCCUUUUCUUCCAACAGCGCCGCGCCAACCCUCGCGCCUCAGAAACCAAGUCAGACACAUAGUGAAGCAGUAAAUCCACCACUUACUACCAUCAACUAUGUGACCACGAUCGAGAAGACCGUGGUACUCCAAUCACCAACGGGCGUCGCGCAGGCUGCCAGUGCAGCAGCCUAUGCAAAGGUCAACCCCGGUACAUGGGUGCCCCUUUUGGUCUUUGUAACCAUCUUGCUUUGCGGAGCGAUAGUGUUCGGGUGGAUUACCAUCAAAAGAUGGCGAGCAAAUGGUUUCAGAAUUUUGUCUUCCAGGAAAUUUCGGAAGCACCAGAGACAAGAAGACGGAGUUCUCGUCCUGAAUUCGAUCUCAUCGGUCCGCGCAACCGGAGAAAGCUUCGACUUGAACAAUUUUGCAAUCAAAAAUCGUGCUGCUCCUAGUAUACCGGUCGAAGGACAAAAUCUGCGCUGCGAAAAAUUCCCAAUUAAAGACCGACCCACACCUCCUAUCCUGGUCGAAGAACGUCAAGGCCCGCGCUGCAAGAAUGCCCCCGGCAUAACGCGUCCUGCUCCUACCCUCACGGUCGAAGAACAAAAUCAGCGCUGCGAAAAGGUUGAAAGGACUCUUUUGAUCCUCGAGGGAAAAGCUAAACGUCCACCCCCCAGCCCUUUGAAGCCAUUGCCCCCUGGAAUAGUGUGA
Messenger RNA from Puccinia triticina, 714 nucleotides. RefSeq lists its product as uncharacterized. The coding region runs from base 1 to 714 and encodes 237 amino acids. The record is from RefSeq and is a predicted model, not a curated record. The transcript has a single exon. NCBI's taxonomy places the organism in Eukaryota, Fungi, Basidiomycota, Pucciniomycetes, Pucciniales, Pucciniaceae.